GUAACCAGCCCCGACGACCAAAAUGUCUUCACUGCUGAAGCCGUUUUCGGUGUGUGAGGGGCCGUGCGAGAGCUGCGGUGUCAGGAGAGGAUACCCGAGCUCGGCUGCACAUCAGCAGCAGCCUCCAUUCCAGCGCCUGACCGCCGCGGCGGGGCUGGGAUCGCUACCGGCCCACCAGCGGUCGUACGCGGCGAGGAGGAACCUGGCGGCUGCUGCAGUCGGAGGGAGGAAAAUGACGCAUCCCGGGAAGGCUAUCCUUGCAGGUGGCAUUGCAGGCGGGAUCGAGAUCUGUAUCACCUUCCCCACAGAGUAUGUCAAGACCCAGCUGCAGCUAGAUGAGCGAGCCAACCCACCGCGAUACAGAGGGAUCGGCGACUGUGUGAAGUUAACCGUGCAGGAUCAUGGGCUCAGAGGGUUGUAUCGAGGUCUCAGCUCCCUGCUCUAUGGAUCAAUACCCAAGUCUGCAGUGAGGUUUGGCACGUUUGAAAUGCUCAGCAACCCCAUGCGAGAUGCCACAGGUCGUCUAGAUAACACGCGGAGCCUCUUGUGUGGGUUAGGAGCGGGGAUAGCAGAGGCCGUCGUGGUUGUUUGUCCCAUGGAGACGCUCAAGGUUAAGAUGAUCCAUGACCAGUGUUCCCUCAGACCCCGUUACAGAGGCUUCUUUCAUGGCGUCAGUGAGAUUAUCCGAGAGCAGGGUGUGAGGGGGACGUAUCAAGGUCUGACAGCGACGGUGCUGAAACAAGGAACCAAUCAGGCCAUUCGAUUCUAUGUGAUGAACCUGCUGCGCAAUUGGUACAAAGGGGACGAUCCCAGACGAGAGAUGCACCCAAUUGUCACGGCAAUGUUUGGGGCGACGGCCGGAGCUGCCAGUGUUUUUGGAAACACACCUCUGGAUGUGGUGAAGACCAGGAUGCAGGGUUUGGAGGCCCACCGCUACAAAAACACAAUGGACUGUGCCUUCCAGAUCUUGAAGCACGAAGGACCGCAGGCGUUCUACAAAGGGACAGUUCCCAGGCUUGGCCGCGUGUGCUUGGACGUGGCCAUAGUCUUUGUCAUUUAUGAGGAAGUGGUCAAACUACUCAACAAUGUGUGGAAGACCCAGUAGAAGGGCCACACGAUGGCAGAGGGACCAGAGGGAAGCACAGACCAGUGCCUCAUGCUACGCACAACUCAACACCUCUAUUCUAGUUCAUUCUCGCUCUCUGCAUCAGCCCGGAGCAGAUGACACUUCAUCUUGACCAGUUUCCACUCAUCAGAUAAAUUGAUUUGCAGGCCUUGUCCAAACACAGUGAUAAUAAGUUAGGGAGAGUGGCCAGUUGCAGAAAAACAGCUCAGUUUUGCAUUUCACCGCUUUCUCUCUAGUGGUCAGACUUAGGAAUAAAGAGGGAUCAUUUUAUUUUGAAGGACAGGAAAAGACUAAGUGAAAUGAAGCAGGUGAUGUGUUGUCCUGUGCACCCGGCCAGGCUUGUGGACUCAGUUUCUUGAGUCUUAUUACCAUAAACAUAAGUAUACAGUAUUUAUAGAACACGCACAGACAGGUAUUACUAACCAAAGGUUUCAAUUAGAAAGGGAAUGAAAAGAAAAACAAAAAAAAACUUGUGUAGGUAAAAAAA
This is a messenger RNA of Seriola dumerili (greater amberjack), 1613 nucleotides long. RefSeq names its product tricarboxylate transport protein, mitochondrial-like (gene slc25a1a). Gene Ontology annotation, biological process: mitochondrial citrate transmembrane transport. Lineage: Eukaryota; Metazoa; Chordata; Actinopteri; Carangiformes; Carangidae. The transcript has 9 exons. Bases 23 to 1105 code for a protein of 360 amino acids. The record is from RefSeq and is a predicted model, not a curated record.